This is a messenger RNA of Arabidopsis thaliana (thale cress), 2752 nucleotides long. RefSeq names its product HXXXD-type acyl-transferase family protein (gene GLC). Bases 1723 to 2583 code for a protein of 286 amino acids. Lineage: Eukaryota; Viridiplantae; Streptophyta; Magnoliopsida; Brassicales; Brassicaceae. The record is from RefSeq and is marked reviewed. The transcript has a single exon. Gene Ontology annotation, cellular component: nucleus; cytoplasm.
GAUCAACCCUUGUUUGUCUUUCAGGUAACCAAUAAAUAAACCUUUGCUUUCUAAUUUUUUUUGUUCCAAAAUGAUCCUAAAUCUAGUUAACAAAUAACAAGUUUUUUUUUUGUUCUCUUUGCGUUUUGUCUUUUAAUCAGGAAGAAAGAAAAAAAAAAUCAAAAGUUUUGAGUGUAUAAACACAAAGAAGCUUCCUUAGAAUCAAAAAAAUUUCGAACAUGUUCACAAUAAAUUUUGUGAACUUUUAGCUAUUUUGCAACCUCGAGGGAGGGAUCUCAAGGAUCUAAGUACCAUCAUGAUAUUUAUAGAAAUCUAGUUUAUAUAGGUCAUUAGUCGAGGACCAUGUGGGUAAAAUAGAAUAAAAACUUGUUUCUUCUAUAGAGUCCAAGUAUUAAUCGGAGUUUUGUGUGAGAUCCUCCGUAUUCAAAAUAUAAAUGUUUAAGAAAGUUGCACCAUGUAUGUCAAAAGUAUAACUCUACAAAUCUUAUGUUUUAUAGUAGAAAAGUAAGUCUAUGAAUAAGUUAAUUAGUGAAGAAAAUUAUUAGAAAUAAAUAAUAAUAGUAUAAUUUAGUUUUUUUUAAAAAUUAUUUACUAAUUUAGUUAACUGAAGAAAUAUUCUAUGAAAUACAGAAUUCGGGUCAAGCCUCGGCAUUAUGGAGUUUUAUUUCUAUUUGAUUAUAACACACCACAAACGAAAACGUUAAUAUAUUUGGGAUAUUGACUCAAGUAAAACAUUCUUAUGAAAUCUUUAAGUAAAUCACCCACCCUACUCAGACUAUAAUUCAUCAUGUAUUUCAAGUAUAACGAAACAUGUAAUCACAAAGUAACAUGUGACAUAUAUAUAUAUAUAUAUAUAUAUAUAUAUAUUUUCAUAUAUUUGACAUAUAUAUACUCGGACACGUUCCAGUUUCGCCUGCAGAUAUAAUAUGCCAAAUAAGUGUGAAAAUCUUCCAAUGCACAAUAUAAUACUGACACACAUAUUUGCUUGUCAAUUUUAUUUCUUAAUUAUAUAAAUACUAAACAUACGUUUUCAAUCUACAUAUAGCAUUGUCAAAUUAUCAAACUAUCGAAGCAAGUGAAAAAUGUUCAUUACCAAAUGUCGUUAGCUCAAUUGGUAAAUACUCUAGGCAAAUUUUAGAGGUCGCCGGUUCGAGUGACGCUUGAGACGAAACUAAUAUUACAUGCUGCGGUUUUUGGUUUGGGGGAUUACGGACUUCGGUCCAGUACCUUCUAGCAUUAAAAAAAAAAGAAAAAAAAAAUGUUCAUUAUUUCAAAACAAAAAAUUAAUCUAGUUUAUUUUUUUUAUUGACAUCAAAAUUUGACUACAGUUAGUUGUUAUAAAUUAAACAUUAUUAUAUAUGAUUGUAACAUAAAUCUACUUGUUACGCGUAAAAUUAAAACGCUGGUUUUCUUUGUUGCUCAUUUAUUGAAUCCUACCAAACAUAUAGCAAUCUAAAUUAAUGUGACAUAACUGUCUGUUAUAUACUGCCAAAUCAUGUAAUCAUUUUGUAAAGAAAAUUAUAUAAACCAUAUACAUAUUACUUGAUAGUUAAUGAACGUAUAAAGUAGGAUUUCAUAAUGCAACGUCUAAUAGCUAGAACAUAAGUGAUUCAAAAUAAGUUUUCUCAAGUUUGGCGCAUGUAGUUGAGUUUCAUGGAGAUGUAUGUACUUUAAAUUUUUAAAUUUUGGCAGAUAACAUCAUUCAAGUGCGGUGGAUUUGCAAUGGGAAUCUCAACAAACCAUACCACGUUCGAUGGACUUAGUUUCAAAACAUUCCUCGAAAACUUAGCUUCUCUACUUCACGAGAAGCCCUUAUCAACACCUCCAUGCAACGACCGUACUCUUCUCAAAGCUCGUGAUCCACCAAGUGUUGCAUUCCCACACCACGAGCUUGUCAAGUUCCAAGACUGUGAGACAACAACAGUCUUCGAAGCUACUUCAGAGCACUUAGACUUCAAGAUCUUCAAGCUAUCCUCUGAACAAAUCAAGAAGCUCAAGGAGAGAGCCUCAGAGACUAGUAACGGUAAUGUUCGCGUGACGGGUUUCAACGUUGUAACCGCUUUGGUCUGGAGGUGCAAGGCACUCUCUGUAGCAGCAGAGGAAGGAGAAGAAACCAAUCUUGAAAGAGAAUCAACGAUUCUUUAUGCUGUGGACAUUAGAGGGAGGCUGAAUCCUGAGCUUCCACCGUCUUACACUGGAAACGCGGUUUUAACGGCAUACGCAAAGGAGAAAUGCAAGGCAUUGCUUGAAGAGCCGUUUGGGAGGAUUGUAGAAAUGGUAGGAGAAGGGUCAAAGAGGAUAACGGAUGAGUAUGCGCGGUCUGCUAUAGAUUGGGGAGAGUUAUACAAAGGGUUUCCCCAUGGGGAAGUUUUGGUUUCUUCUUGGUGGAAACUCGGAUUCGCAGAGGUUGAGUAUCCUUGGGGAAAGCCUAAGUAUAGCUGUCCCGUUGUCUAUCAUCGAAAAGACAUUGUUUUGCUGUUUCCGGACAUCGAUGGAGAUAGUAAAGGUGUUUAUGUCUUGGCUGCUUUGCCUUCUAAGGAGAUGUCCAAGUUUCAGCACUGGUUUGAAGACACUCUGUGCUGAUUUCGUGAUGGCUUCACUUUGCAUUGCUAUUGCUUUAUUUUACUUCUUUGACGAUUAUAAACACAUUAUGGUAUUUUAUAUUUGUAUACGGUUGAAAAGUGAACGUUAUAAAACAUCUAUUUUCUGCUACUUUCUCUAAGUAUAAACAAGCACAAAAGAUUUAAAGGUG